Hemicordylus capensis (graceful crag lizard) is the source of this 5087-nucleotide messenger RNA. It is a transcript of the gene PCBP4, whose product is annotated as poly(rC) binding protein 4. Gene Ontology annotation, biological process: negative regulation of mRNA splicing, via spliceosome. The record is from RefSeq and is a predicted model, not a curated record. Gene Ontology annotation, cellular component: cytoplasm; nucleus. Gene Ontology annotation, molecular function: mRNA binding. The transcript is spliced from 13 exons. Lineage: Eukaryota; Metazoa; Chordata; Lepidosauria; Squamata; Cordylidae. The coding region runs from base 328 to 1596 and encodes 422 amino acids.
UGAGUGUCUCCUUUAUCCGCUGUAAUUGGAUCCUGGAGGGAGCCGGCAAGCAAGGGAGGGACGGAGAGGGAGGCUUGGCGGGCGGGAUUGAGCGCGCGGGGAGGGGGGCGGUAAAAUAGUCCCGCGGCUUUGGCCUGCGCCUCCCUCUCCUGUCAAGCAUUUGAUUCCAUUGUUCGGGGCUGAUGUCACUCGCAGUUGUCACCGACGCCUCUCCGGGUGACAAUGUGGGACUAGGAGGCACAAAGGACCCCUCUGGCCAUACUCCGAAGAUUUGGCUGUUUCAAGGCCUCAUAGAUCCUGGGUAUUGGUUUCCUUAGAAGCAGAUCCAUGCAUUCCUACACCAUGGCAUCACCAGACAGGAUGAGUGGCUCAGAUAAUGGGCUAGAUGAAACGGAACUCAGCAUCACUCUCACCCUCCGGAUGCUUAUGCAUGGGAAGGAAGUUGGCAGUAUCAUAGGCAAGAAAGGAGAGACCGUGAAGAAGAUACGGGAACAAAGUACUGCCCGAAUCACCAUUUCGGAGGGAUCGUGUCCAGAGAGGAUCACGACUAUUACAGGAUCCACUGAUGCUGUUUUCAGAGCUGUUUCCAUGAUAGCCUUCAAACUGGAAGAGGACCUGGGAAAUGGAGCCACCAAUGGAGGAACUAUCUCCAAACCACCUGUAACACUGCGGCUAGUCAUCCCUGCCAGCCAGUGUGGCUCACUCAUUGGCAAAGCAGGAGCCAAAAUAAAGGAGAUCCGAGAGUCUACAGGAGCACAAGUUCAAGUGGCUGGAGACCUUCUCCCUAACUCCACUGAGAGGGCUGUUACAGUCUCUGGAGUACCGGAUGCUAUAAUCCAGUGUGUGCGGCAGAUCUGCGCUGUUAUCCUGGAGUCACCUCCUAAAGGGGCCACUAUUCCUUACCAUCCCAGCCUGUCCUUGGCACCAGUUCUCCUUUCAGCCAAUCAGGGAUUCUCCAUGCAAGGACAGUACGGUGGUAUGUCUCAAGCAGAGGUGACAAAGUUACAGCAGCUUUCUGGGCACCCUGUCUCAUUUUCUUCCUUGGGACAAACUUCACCAGUAGUAGCAGGCUUGGAUGCAAAUGCUCAGAAUAGCUCUCAAGAGUUCCUGGUUCCCAAUGAUCUCAUUGGCUGCAUCAUUGGCCGCCAAGGCAGCAAGAUCAGUGAGAUCCGGCAAAUGUCCGGUGCACACAUCAAGAUUGGGAACCAGAUGGAGGGUUCUGCUGAACGUCACGUGACCAUCACAGGCACCCCAGUCAGCAUCACUUUGGCUCAGUACCUCAUCACAGCCUGUUUAGAGACGGCCAAAUCUACCUCCCAGACGCCCCCUGUUGACCUCGGCAUGACCUUCUCCCAGUCCCUCACCCCUUCGCCAGCCCCAACGCUGACAGCAGUGGCCGCACCUUCCCCAGCCUUGCUUGGUGCCCCUUAUGCCAUCUCCCUCUCCAACUUCAUCGGCCUGAAACCUGUCCCCUUCUUGACGCUGCCCCCUUCCUCAGUCACGGGGCACAAUGGCAACCUUGCCACCUAUACGACCAAGAUCUCCACAGCCAAUGCCACCAAGAAGGCUGAGAGACAGAAGUUCUCCCCAUACUGAUACAGGAAGGUGGGCUGUGGGGCAGAGAGGGGAAACCUUUGGAGACCCUCACAUGCUUUGUUAGAUGCCACCAUCAUCAGGCAGCUCCAAAGCAAAACUGUAUGGGGAAAGACUAAGUAAGAUGUGAGGGAUGAGCCACUUGUGAAGGAAAGUAAGGGGACGGGAGAGAGAACAACCUAGGCAGCUCUUGAGAGCAGUGCUAGCCAAGGGUCAGCAGCAGGGGAAUGGUCCUUCUGCCCCUGGCUAAGGAGAUGUUUAUGGUGGGGAUGACCACCUCAGACUCAUGCUUUUAUAUUGGGUGAACAAUUUCAGCCUCCCACUAAAAAGUGUUAUUUUUCUUUACCUUCUGUAUACCUGUUUGAUCUCCUUCAGUGAAGAGCUUCUCUCUCCAUCUGAUUUCUGUCACACUUUGCAGUGAGAGGGAUUCUACUUAAGGAAAACUUGAACCACCCCCAGUUCCUUGUACUAUAUUGAAGAAGCGGGUGAUCUUGUGAAAGGUCUCGUCUCAAUUGUGGCAGUAGAUGGAGCUUGGUAGACCUGUGGUAAUGAUGCUAGGGAAGAUGCUGUGCUGCUAUGUCUCCUUGAUUGUAUUUACAAGGGCAGAACUAGGAGAAGUUCUGGUUUGUACAGAACUGGAAGCUAUGUAGGCUCUAGAAAUGGCAGGACAUGCCAAGAAGGAAACUUUAGUGUUCUAGCCCUAGUACAUGUCUCCUAAUAUGAAGCCAAACAUGUCUCAUUAUACCUGGGUACGACUAUGAAAAGACGCAUUUAUGACUUUUGAGCCGGGUCUUCAGCAUCAUACAGUAUUCUGGACUUUUGUUUCCUCUUACAAGGUAUCUUGUUAAAAAUGGAGUUGAAGGGAAUUACUUUCAGGAGGUGUGCUUUUCUAAUGGACAGGGACAGGCACAGCAAAGAUGGAGAUAUAUCUGGUCAUUCUUGUGACUUUCCUAACUGAAAAACUCAACAGAAAACAUCAUAAACGUUCCUGAUCCAUUACUGGAUCAGAACUGCCAUCACUUGCUGCAGUCAGCUAGUCACCUUAUAGGUGGGUGACAUCUAUCCCCCCCACCCCCUUGUUUUCUCUGGCAGAUACCUCAGGAAAUGCAUCCUCAUAUAUUUUGGUAGGAUCUGUAAUAUCUUGUCAUGCCAAUAAAGUAUCUUUGAAUAUCUCUUGCUCCUAUGGGCUGUUGCCUCCAAUAAGUGCUUACAUUUUGCUCCUAUCAUUAGUACACCUGGCCACUUUUUAUAUGCUGGAAAGAGUCCCUUUAACAGCACCCCCUAUCCAUCAUCAUCAUCAUAAUUACCAUAAGUUUACCUAGAUGGAACAGCCCAUGUGAGUAGAGAGAUGUUAUUCUGAGAUAGGACCCUGAGAUUAAAACAGAUGACCACCCUGGUGACUUCUGAUUAAAGUUAUUGACAUAUGUGUCUGGCACCAGACUGACUAUCAUCACAAUAGCAUAUAAUCCCCACUGCAUUCAGUAAUUAUCCAAAUGGACUAAAUAGCAAAGGAUCCCAUGACCCAUUACUUAGCUGGUGUGAAUCAGUAUAACUUCACUUAAUUGGGUCAGCUGCUGUAAACUGGCAUAUUACAUUUCUUUAAUGAAAUACUGCAGUGUUGAUGGCUUUGAAUGGAACAUGACCUGUUGAAUCAGUCUGGGGUAAAUGAAUUAAAAUAUCUCAAUUUGACUCUUGCCCAGCCCCUAGCAGUGAACCAACUGGCUUAGCAUAAGCAAUGGUCAUCCUCAGGGCUGUGUGUACACUGCACCCCCACAAAAGGGAAAAAAAAAAUCUGCACCCAGGCAAUCCAAAGUCUGUGCUAACAAAAGCUAAAUUUUGUGACCUUAUGCAAAUGUGCAUCCAUUUAUCUUAUUUUGCAUAAUUUAUUCUGCAAAUAUAUUCUGGUUUUACUAGUCAUGAGAGGAUCAGGAGCAGGAACACUGAAGCCCACGACAGGGACAGAGCUAUAAUUUGGCAGACAUGUUCAAAGAAAACGAGCCACCCAGCUCGUGAGAGCUGCCUGUCCAGCCUCAUUCUCAGCCAGCUUUGUUGUUGUCUGUGUGUUUUCUUCAUUCUCUCCCUCGCUUGCAGAGAGAAUGAAGAAAACACACAGUCAGUGCUUAGUUGCUGGCUGGGAAAUGAACUCCAGAGGACCAUACGGGGUCCUUCCGGGUGCUGGCCACGCCCCUGCAUGUGAUGCCAUGUUAGAGGGGCCACCAGGGAGAGAGAUGAACACAAGCCGACUUUCCCCUAGCUAUGUGCUUAGGACCAGCCCAAGACAUUUUCCUGCCCAAAGCAGAGCACCAAAUGAUGCCCAUUCCCUUCCCUUCCCUUGCUUUUCCUUCCCUUCCCUCCCCUUUCAAAAUUACACUCCUUCCUUCUUUCAGAUCUCUCCCUUUUGCUUCCUUUUCUAUUAAUAGCACUCCUUCCUUUAUAUCUGCUAUGGGGACAUUUAGGAUUCCCAUUUGGUUCUCUCUGUACACACACAAGGAUACUUAGCAAGUUCACUUAAAAGUGAGUAGGUAAGCAAGUGUGACAAAUGCCCUCAAAUCCACUGCUUGAGUCAACUCACUCCACCCUUCUUUGUGGCAGGGCUGGCCCUGCUGAAGCCCUACCCCGAUCACGGGAAACCUUAUUCAACCAUCUCUCUGGCUUUUGAGAGUUCAACAAGCAUGACCCAUCUAUUCUCACACUUAUCUCCGCAUAAUAGCUAGAAACCUCCUUGGUUGUUGCUGUUGUCGUCCCCCAUCCCCCUACCCAAUCGCCUGAUAAAAGCAAAGAUCCUUAGAAAGCAGAAUUCUGUAUCUACUACCACAAUCUGCAGUUUUCCCUGUGCUCCUGCAGAAUCACAGCAUACACACAGCCCUGAUUAUGUUGAGCUCAAGCACCUGAAUUUUUAUACCAAGAUUAGGUAGGGGUAAUCAAUCCAGGCUGAAACAUGGAAUCCGCGUUACACUGGGCCUCAGUAAUAACUCUGCAACUAUUUUGAGCUUCAACGGGCACUGGCAUCUUUGCUUACUGUGCUUAAUUUGCCCUCAGCUACAAACAAUUUGGUUAUACAGAUUACCUGUGCAUAUUUAGACACUUGUGAUUAAAUAUUUGCAACAUGCUACUGAAAACAAAUACUAUAGAUCUAGAAAUCUAAUUAGUCAGAUUCUCGGCAUAAAUCAGAUGGCAUAAAUCAAAUUCUCAGAUGGCAUAAACUGAUGCACCCCUAUGAUUUGAUUCCACAAGAAAAGGAUAGAACCAAUAAUUUUUACUUGGUGCAAAAACCAAGUCCUUGUGGCUUUGUACCCUGGCUGGUACAAAUCUCUCUCUUGCCCUCUGUCACUUGCUGGCAAAAAUAUCCCAUCUUUUUUGUUGCUCUAAAGAGCUUCCCUAUCCCAUGGACCCCUUUGGCUUGUCUUUGAAAAUGCUGUACAUAUAAUUCUAUAUUUUUUCUCCUUUGUAACUUAUCACUGAUUUAAUAAAAUGCAAACUUUGUCAACUCAGAA